Hirundo rustica (Barn swallow) is the source of this 3568-nucleotide messenger RNA. It is a transcript of the gene TMPRSS2, whose product is annotated as transmembrane serine protease 2. Bases 327 to 1784 code for a protein of 485 amino acids. Gene Ontology annotation, molecular function: protein binding; serine-type endopeptidase activity. Gene Ontology annotation, cellular component: membrane. The transcript has 15 exons. The record is from RefSeq and is a predicted model, not a curated record. Lineage: Eukaryota; Metazoa; Chordata; Aves; Passeriformes; Hirundinidae. Gene Ontology annotation, biological process: protein autoprocessing.
GGGAUCCACCUGCGGGCACCUGUCCCUAUCCCUGCCCCUGUCCCUGCCCCGCACCCUGGCUCCUCCCCGGCCGCGCCGCCCGCUCCCGGCUCCCUCCGCCGCCUUCCAUCCCGUGCCGAGCCCCAGAGAACAAGGAACAGAAGUAUCCUCCUGUGAUUUAUUUGUCCCUAAGCCUGGGCAGAGCUGCUGAGAAGAGCUGGGCGAGGAUGGACGGGACAUAAAGCCAAGCAGAAGUCCUGGAGCCUUAGUCACCAGUCUGAUGGACUUUCAGUUCACACUUGACUCCCCGACACUUGAAUUGUUUUUGUACUGUUGACAAAGGAAAAAUGACCUCUACUCUAGGUCCACCACCGCCAUACUACGAGAACAGGGGCUUCCAGCCCGAGCCCAUCUACGCUGCCAGGCAGGCAGCAGGUGCUAACCCGUACCCACAGUUCUUCUCCACCGGCGCUCCCUCCGUGCCAAGCUACGUCCCAAGGGUGGCCACCCACCAGUCCACCAGGCCAGCGCCGCACCCGCCCAGGAGAACGUGUGCAGCCAGUCUAAGGAAAACCAUAAUAAUAAUAUUAUCUAUAUUAAUAGUCAUUUGUUGUGCAAUCGCUGCUUUCUUCAUCUGGUAUUUUCUGGAGAACCACUGUCUCAGCUCCCUGAUCGAGUGUGGAUCCUCAGGGGUGUGCGUGUCCCCCUCCCAGUGGUGUGACGGAGUCAGCGACUGUCCCAAUGGGGAGGACGAGACCCGCUGUGUUAGACUUUUUGGACCAAAUUUUAUCCUGGAAGUUUAUUCACCUGUCAGCAAAUCCUGGUAUCCUGUUUGCCAAGAUGACUGGAACGAUGAUUAUGGGAAGAUUGCAUGCAAAGACAUGGGCUACAGCAUGGAUACCUAUUUCUACAGUCAUGGGGUAGCACCUGAAGUCAGCUUCAAGAGCUACAUGAAGCUGAACACGAGUGCUGGGAACAUAGACUUGUACAAAAGGCUGUACAACAGUGCUUCCUGUGCCUCAGAAAAUGUGGUUUCUCUGCGCUGCAUAGAGUGUGGCCUGUCCAGCAAGAGCGUGCACACCAUGAACAGGAUCGUGGGUGGCAGCGGGGCCGUGCUGGGGCAGUGGCCGUGGCAGGUCAGCCUGCACGUGCAGGGCACCCACGUCUGCGGGGGCUCCAUCAUCACCCCACGCUGGAUUGUCACAGCAGCACACUGUGUGGAAGGGCGACUUUCCGACCCACAUAGCUGGAAGGUUUAUGCUGGGAUUCUGAAUCAGGAUGAGAUGCUCUUUAGAAGUGGGUACAGAGUGCAACAGAUAAUUUCCCAUCCAUAUUAUGACACAGACUCUAAAGACAAUGAUGUUGCCCUCAUGAAGCUGGAGACACCACUGAGUUUUACUGAAACUGUGAGGCCCGUUUGUCUGCCCAAUCCAGGAAUGAUGUUCCAGCCUAACCAGCAGUGCUGGAUAUCAGGGUGGGGAGCAGAGUACCAAGGAGGUAAAACAUCAAAUAACUUGAACUUCGUUGCGGUGCCCUUAAUAGAACGUUCGAGGUGUAAUGCUGUUUAUAUCUACAAUGGCAUGAUUCUGCCUACAAUGAUCUGUGCUGGAGACCUAGCAGGGGGAAUUGACUCCUGUCAGGGUGACAGUGGAGGUCCUCUGGUGACUUACCACCACUCUGUGUGGUGGCUGGUUGGAGAUACCAGCUGGGGCACCGGCUGUGCCACUCCCAACAAACCCGGAGUGUACGGGAAUAUGACUGUGUUUACAGACUGGAUUUAUAAAAAUAUGCAGGCAAACAGAUGACAACAAUCUCCUUGCUAAUGGAUGUUCCCGAGGACAAGAAUAAACGAAGCCAUGGGGGCCUGGGAUAUUUAUUCACUUUGCGGUUGAUUUUAUUCUUCCUCUUUGAUCUUUCUUUUUAAAAGCAACAUGAAGGAUUGCACACUUGGUUCUGUGCUGGCUACAGUGACGGACCUUAAUCAGUGAAGGAUUAUCACAAUGAGCACCUUUCUUCUCCUUGUGGUGCCUGGCAGAGCCAUUCUGUCAACUGCUAGCUGAAAUGUCUCUCUCUUGUUGGGUAACUUUCGCUUGAUGAUCAGGCUUAUAAUGACAAUUUAAAUCACAAUUUUAAUUUCAGAUUUUCGUAGCAGGGUGCCGAGACAGUUGGUUUAGUGGUUUUUUAAAAUUAAAUGUUAAGUAAUGUGAAUGUUGAAUCUCCGAGCUGCUGGUUGGCAAUUUAAAAAGAAAUUAAUGUGGGGGUUUUUUUUGUUUUUUUUUUUUUAGUAUAGGAUUACAAAAUGGUUUGGGUUGGAAAGGACCUUAAGGAUCAUCCAGUUCCAACCCUGCUGCCAUGGGCAGGGACACCUUCCACUAUCCCAGGUUGCUCAGAGCACCAUCCAACCUGGCAUUAAACACUUCCAGGGAUGGACAGUCCUCAGCUUCCCUGGGCAACCUGUUUCAGUGCCUCACCACCCUCACAGGGAAGAAUUUCUUCCUAAAAUCUAAUGCAAAUGUGCCCUCUUUCAGUCUGAUGUCACUACCCCUUGUCCUCUCACUCCAUGUCCUUGUCCAAAGUCCCUCUCCAGCUCUCCUGUAGGCUCAUUAGGGACUGGAAAAGGUGCUGAGGACUCCCCAGAGCCUUCUCCAGGCUGAAGAACCCUUCUCAGCCUGUCUCCAUAGCAGGGGUGCUGCAGCCCUUGGAACACCUUUGUGGCCUCCUCUGGACUCGCUCCAACAGGUCCAUGUUGGAGAUCCCAGAGCUGGAUGCAGUAUUCCAGGCAGGGUCUCAGGAGAGCAGAGGGUGAGGGAUAUAUAUGAAGGGAAUUUUUCAUGCACUACAGUACAGGCACAGAAAAUGAAUUAAAAAAAAUAAAUCCUGUACAUUCAGGUAGUUAAAAAUCCUCAGGAUCUCAACACAGCCGUCAGUCAAAGCUGGACUAUCACAGUCUGGCUGCCUCAGACCUUACAGAAAGUGCUGUUCUGCCUUAAGCUGCUCUGAACCCAAAACGGGCGCUUUGUCGAUGUGGGAUUUGGACAGGGAUGCCCUGGACAGGGAUGCCCUGGACAGGGAUGCCCCAGAGCUGCAGCAGGAAGAGUCUCAGUGCUGAGGUCCCUGGCUGAGAACGCUGAAGGUGACUUUUGACCUCUCCCUGGUGUGAAAGGAGAAGGGCAAAGCCAGGCUGUGCUGCACCUGGAGCUGCACACACACACACACACACACACACAGACUGGAUGUUUUGUACAAGGAAACACAAAGCUGCGUUUCUGCGGGACGAGAUGAACUACCUCAUUUGUUAAAUUUGGCUUCUGAUUCCUUAGAGCUCUCCUUUGCGUAUCUGCCUGUAUGUUUUCAGCAAAAUGUAAUUCUUAUCAGAGUGCCACCCCAACGAGGGUUUUGGAAAUGAUUUAUAAUCGUGGUAGAGGAUCAAAAAGCCAUAUCAAGUCACUUUGUUAAGAAGGAUAAAUCUUUAUUGAAUGAAAUGACACUACUAGUCUUGUUUUCUCUUUUGGUACUGAAAUGCAAUUAUUAUGUAAACACUGCACCAAAUAAAUGGUUUGGUUUUUUUUUUUUUUUAAUAGUUUUCCUU